This is a messenger RNA of Eruca vesicaria subsp. sativa (arugula), 1224 nucleotides long. Lineage: Eukaryota; Viridiplantae; Streptophyta; Magnoliopsida; Brassicales; Brassicaceae. The record is from the annotation of a GenBank genome assembly.
AUGGUUCAAACCAUUGUCAAUAUUUUGCAGGCAUUGGAUGAAAAAGUGCUAAUUUUCAAAAAGAAACGGAGGAAGAAUUAUAGGAGAACCACAUGGCAUCGACAUGAAUUGACAAAGUUGAGAAUAACGGAUAUACAAGGAAUUGAGAAACCACUGAACAUGUUAAAUGUGACGCUGGAGCGGAAGGGGAAAACUGUUGUGCAGUUCAAACAAAUAUGGAACUGGUUUCAGAACAGGCGUUAUGCUCUAAGAGAAAGGGGGAACAAAGCUCCUGGGAAUCUAAAAGUAACUUCCAUGCCGUGUGGUCUGGAUCCAACAAACCAUAUGAGAAAUGUGCUUCCACCAUCAGCCGGUGCUAAGUCCACUCAUAUGACUGGAUCCGUCAUGACGCCUUCCCAUUCUGGUAUAUCAGGUGCCUUAUAUGUAUUCAUUUCAAUAGGUUUCACUAGAUGCGGCUGUCUUUAUAUUUUACUGAUUAUCCUCUUAGUUCCUGGUGUCAAGAGUAGUGGUUCAGACAAUUCUUACUUGGAAUUUGAAGCCAAAUCUGGCAUGGAUGGUGCAUGGUAUGAUGUACAAGCUUUCCUAGCUCAUAGAAACUUGGAGAUUGGUGAUUCGGAGGUGCAGGUUCGAUUUGUAGGUUUUGAAGUUGAAGAAGAUGAAUGGAUAAACGUCAAGAAGCACGUUAGGCAAAGGUCACUCCCAUGUGAAGCAUCAGAAUGUGUUUCAGUUCUUGCUGGAGAUCACGUGCUUCUUCCAGGAAGGGAAAUCAAGCUCUUUACUUUGACGCCACUGUUCUUGAUGCACAAAGAAGGAGACACGAUGUCAGAGAUUGUCAUUGUAGGUUCUUGGUGCGGUACACCCACGACCAGUCCGAGGUUUGACUUUCAUCUCUCUCUCUUGCCCUCCAACCUCCUCACUCACCUACUUUGGAUUUUUAUUCCAGCAGGAAAUCGUCCCUUGAGGAAGAUUUGCAGGCGGCCAGAGACAGAUUACAGGCUUCAACAGCUUCACAUGUCUCAGUUUCUAGUCCCACCUGAUGUGAAAGAUCCGACCUUGAGCACUGCUUCAGCCACUUCAGUACAGCCUAGCUCCAAUGCAGCCACUGUCCCCACUGGUAGUUCUACUGCACAGGCCAUCAGCUAUGUACGUCCCCAUUUGGUAGCUAUAUUCAUAGAACUAGCUAGAGUUGUAGAGGUUAAACUUGGGGAUCAAGAGCUUUUGUAA